AUGAAUACUCUUUGUAGAGGCUGGAACUUCUUCUCCAAUCAUCUGUCGGAUGAAGAUGGUCGCAUCAUCAUAAUCUGGAAAGACCCAGUAAAGAUUCGGGUCAUCGCUCAGUCUCGUCAGCAGAUUACUUGUGAAGUCCUUCUCCCACGAUGUACUCCUCUGAUUUACACAGCUAUCUAUGCCUCAAACUUGAGUGAUGAAAGGACGGAUCUCUGGGUAGAGCUUCUCAACUUGCACAUGAACCUUGGUCUUGAUACUAAACCUUGGAUGAUUGGUGGAGAUUUCAAUCAAAUUCUUCAUCCCUUGGAGCACUCUGACCUUAAUGACAAUGCUAGCACUUCAAACAUCUACCAGUUUAGAGACUGCUUGCUUCAACUCGGCGCUUUUGACUUGCGAUACCAUGGCCCAACUCAUACUUGGAUGAAUAAGAAACUUGUCUCUCCUAUCGCUAAAAAGCUUGAUCGUUGUUUGGUUACUAGUGAUGUUAUCUCCUCAUUCCCACAUAUCUCUGCUACUUUCCUUCCCCCUGAUUUCUCAGACCAUUCCCCUUGCCUAGUUGACCUUGCCUUUGACCUUCCCAAAGCCGGAUCCCAGCCCUUUAAAUUCCUAAACUAUCUUACAAAACACCCGAGUUUCUCUGAGGUUGUUCGUGAAGCUUGGUUUGAGGCCGGAAGCAUGUCUGCCAACCUGACUUCUCUGUGUUGGAAACUAAAAAACAUAAAGAGAAGUUUAAAAACACUUAACCGAGAGAACUUUUCCAAAAUUCAGGAGAGAGUGAAAGAGACUUACUGUUUACUUCAACUUGUGCAGGUUCGCGCUUUGGAAGAUCCAACUACUGAAACAUUUGCGGAGGAACAGGCUCUCAAUCUCAAAUGGCAGUUCCUGCGUCAGAUUGAAGAAUGUUUCUUUUUGCAAAAAUCAAGAAUAAACUGGCUCAAGGAGGGUGAUCUUAAUACUACCUUCUUGCAUCGUGUUUGGUUAACACGAGCGAGCUUCAAUGCAAUAAGAUCUUUCCUGCUCAUCUUUGAUGCUCUCCUCACUGAUCCUUUGGAAAUAAGUGACCAUGCUGUAGCCCACUUUAAAGCUGUUCUUGGCCCUGAUGGUCCUUUGCCUCUGCUACUGUAUACACCUUCUGAUUGGUUUCAGAGUCUUACUCAGUUCCGAUGCAGCCUACAACAGCAACAAAGGAUGCUAUUAAUGCCAACAACUGAAGAAAUAACAAAGUUGAUGUUCUCGUUAAACCCUAAUAAAGCGCCAGGGCCCGACGGUCUAACCUCAGCUUUUUUCAAAGGAGCUUGGAGUUUUCCUGAUGCCUCCAUGAUAGCAGAAUACAUACCUAUUGCGUGCCUUAAUACUAUCUACAAGGUCAUCUCUAGGCUACUUGUUCAUCGGUUAAAGCCGAUCCUGUCAGGCCUAAUCCUACCUAACCAGACAGCUUUUGUGGAGGGACGACUAUUGCUUGAAAAUACUGUUCUAGCAAGUGAGUUGGUCAAUGGAUACCAUAAGAACAAAGGGGCAAGAAGAAUUACCAUUAAGGUGGACAUUGAAAAGGCGUUCGACACCCUUUCCUGGGAUUUUCUGUUUGCGGCAUUGCGUAGCUUCAAUCUCCCUCCUCCGCUCCUCAAUCUCCUUAGAGCUUGUGUCUGUACGACAAACUUUACUGUGGGAUAUAACGGAGUGGUGAAUGGUUAUUUUAAGGGAAAGAGAGGGUUGCGCCAAGGUGAUCCGUUGUCUCCCUACCUUUUUGUUAUUGCUAUGAAUUGUUUGUCUCUGAUGUUAGACCAGGAAGCUAGAACGGGCCGACUCUCCUAUCACCAUAACUGCCGCAAGACUAAGCUUACACAUCUCUGCUUCGCGGAUGAUCUUCUUGUCUUCAUCAACGGCUCCCUUGAUUCAGUCCAAAGAGUGUUACAGAUCUUGCAUGAGUUUGAAAAGCGAUCAGGUCUGGCUGUGAGCCUGCAAAAGUCAAGUUUUUUCUCCUCAGGCAUUUCACCGGAGGAGAUCUCAACCAUUCAAGCUACAACAGGAAUGCCUCACCAUACCUUGCCGAUGAAGUACCUGGGGGUCCCUAUGGUCACCAAGAAGUUAACUCUCCUAAAUUGUGAGCCACUUUUGCAACAGAUUAAGGCACGGUUCUCCUCCUGGUCGGCUAAAGCUCUCUCAUUUGCGGGAAGAUUACUUCUCAUCAAAACCGUAAUAGCAGGAAUCACCACCUUCUGGUGCUCUUCUUUUAUUCUUCCUAAGGCAUGUGUCAAUAGAAUUAAUUCCCUCUGUGGUUUAUUUCUUUGGAAUGGUACAAGUGAAGGUCACCAAUCUGCACGAGUUUCACGGGAUAAAGUAACACUUACAAAGGAGCAAGGUGGUUUAGGUAUCAAAGAUCUUCAUGCUUGGAACAAAUCUUGUAUUUUGAAGCUGGUCUGGAUGCUCUUCUUUCGACCGGAUUCGGUUUGGGUCUGCUGGUACAAGGAGGUCAUACUAAAAGGAUUGCUGAGCAACUACUGGACUGUAAAGCCGAAUAACUCGCACUCUUGGUUGGCGAAUAAGCUCAUCAAAGCUCGAGGCCUCAUCUAUACACUGAUAAAGCGUUGCAUUGGUAAUGGGCUCUCAACAAGCUUCUGGUUUGAUAACUGGUCGCCUUUUGGUAAUCUUAAUGAACUUCUGAUGGCUUCAACUUCACGGCUAGGUAUUCCCAAAGCCGCAACCCUUGGCUCACUUGCUGACUGGUACGAAUGGGAAAUAGAAGGAAAGAAGAGUAACAAGUUUAGUACUGGAGCAGUCUAUGCUUACCUACAAGACUCGGUUCCCUCAGUCCCCUGGUCAGCUGCUGUCUGGAACUCUAUGGGUAUUCCCCGUCAUAGUUUCCUGAUGUGGCUGGUGGUGCUUGACCGUUGUCCUACAAAGGACAGGCUACUCCAUUGGGGACUCCCUGGCGUGAACCCAAAUUGUCUACUAUGUAAUUCCCAGCAGGAAAGUCGCAACCAUCUGUUUUUUGAGUGCUGUUUCAGUGAAGCUGUGUGGAGGACGAUCGCUCUCUGA
Brassica oleracea var. oleracea is the source of this 3036-nucleotide messenger RNA. RefSeq lists its product as uncharacterized. The transcript has 3 exons. The record is from RefSeq and is a predicted model, not a curated record. Bases 1 to 3036 code for a protein of 1011 amino acids. Lineage: Eukaryota; Viridiplantae; Streptophyta; Magnoliopsida; Brassicales; Brassicaceae. Gene Ontology annotation, molecular function: catalytic activity.